CGUAGUUUGUCCGCAGUUUUGUUUUGGAAGCGGAAAGGAGAACAAAGAAAAAACGGCACCGUCUUGUCUGGAAAAAACGAGUUCACUAAACAUUCGUAUAAUGGAAGGAGAACGAUAAGGAUCAGUCCGGAUUGUAAUAUCCACUCGUCAACAGCAAAGCUAUGGUGCUCCUGUUACUGUGAAGAUCACGUACAAUACACAUCACUGUGUUUGCCAGUAAAGAAGAAACAUUAGCUGAGCUAGACAAUGUCUGACAAGACCGAGAACCAAACCUCAGAGCUUCCUGAUGCACACAGAGGGCGCCUAGAGGAAAACCCGGGCACUGGGCUAUUAAAUGUGAAGGAAGAGGAUGAGACAGAUGACAUGAAUAGUCAUCAGACUGAAAUACAUUGCUCCCUCCCUGCCGACGAAGAUAACGCUGAUAUAAUGAAAUUUGAGAUAACAGAAGAUCUGUGUGUGAGGCAGCAGCUGGAAGCAUUAGAUAAGGAAACCAGGGACAGUAUCAGCACAGGUAGCUUCAAAAACUGCAAUAAUCCUGGUUAUAGUCAGAGUGCAGAUGCGUCGCUGAAUGUUCUUCAAAAUAAAAGAAGCCACAUGAAAAAGAUUUGUCUUGAAUGUGGGAAAUGUUUUACCUACAAAUCACAACUUAUUAGACAUCAGAAUAUUCAUACAGGAGAAAAUGCAUUUUCAUGUUCUGAAUGUGGAAAAGGAUUUAACUGGAAAUCACAUCUUACUGACCAUUUAAAAAUACAUACAGGUGAUAAACCAUUUUCAUGUUCUGUGUGUGGAAAAUGUUUUACCACUAAAUCGCAACUUGGUAGACAUCAGAAAAUUCAUACAGGAGAGAAAGCAUUUUCGUGUUCUGAUUGUGGGAAAUGUUUUGCUCACAAAUCAACUCUUGUUACUCAUCAGACAAUUCAUACAGGAGAGAAAACAUUUUCAUGUUCUGAAUGUGGGAAAUAUUUUAGUAGUAAAACAAAUCUUAUUACUCAUCAGAAAAUUCAUACAGGUGAUAAACCUUUUUUAUGUUUUAUAUGUGGGAAAUGUUUUACCACUAAAUCCCAACUUUGUAGACAUCAAAAAAUCCAUACUGGAGAGAAGGCAUUUUCAUGCUCUGAGUGUGGGAAAUGUUUUGCUCACAAAUCAACUCUUAUUACUCAUCAGACAAUUCAUACAGGAGAGAAAGCAUUUUCAUGUUCUGAAUGUGGGAAACACUUUAGCAGUAAACCAAAUCUUCUUACUCAUCAGAAAAUUCAUACAGGAGUAAAAGUAUUUUCAUGUUCUGAAUGUGGUAAAUGUUUUACUCUGAAAUCAACUCUUAUUACUCAUCAGAAAAUUCAUACCAAAGGAGACAUGAUAUUUUCAUGUUCUGAAUGUGGGAAAUGUUUUACAUGGAAAUCUCAACUUAUUAUUCAUCAGAAAACUCAUACAGGAGAGAAAGAUUUUUCAUGUUUUGAAUGUGGGAAAUGUUUUAUGUGGAAAUCACAACUUAUUACUCAUCAGAUAAUUCAUACAGGAAAGAAGGCAUUUUCAUGUUCUAAAUGUGAGAAAUGUUUUACUCAGAAGUCAACUCUUCGCGCACAUCAAAAAAUUCAUACAGGAGAAAGGGCAUUUUCAUGUUCUGAAUGUGGAAAAUGUUUUACCUGGAAAUCACAAUUUAUUGCUCAUCAGAAAAUUCAUAUAGGAGAGAGAGGAUUUUCAUGUCCUGAAUGCGAGAAAUGCUUUACUAGGGAAUCACACUUUAUUAAUCACCAGAAAAUUCAUACAGAAGUGAAAGGAUGUUCAUGUUCAGUAUGUGGGAAAUAUUUUACCAAGAAAUCAAAUCUUUCUGCUCAUCAGAAAAUUCAUACAGGAGAGAAAGCAUUUUCAUGUUUUGAAUGUGGGAAAUGUUUUACUCAAAAAACAACUCUUAUUACUCAUCAGAACAUUCAUACAGGAGCAAAAGUAUUUUCAUGUUCUGAAUGUGGGAAAUUUUUUAACCACAAAUCAAAUCUUAUUAUUCAUCAGAAAAUACAUACAGGAGAAAAAUAAUUUUUCAGCAACCCGCACCCGUGACACUGAUAUUUUGUCAAUUAAAAAGAACACAUGAAAUCCUAAGAAAAAGUUAAUGAAUUUCUCUAUUGAUUGUGAAUUAGUCACUGGUAUUUUGUUUUGUAAUAAUAGCAUUUGGAACAUUCUGACAUUGAAUUAAUUAGAACAAAAACAUUUUUUUAUAAUACUAUAGAUAAUUUUGUAGGGCCAGCUUCCAUGAGUAAAAAAAAAAAAAAGAGGGAAUAUAUGAUAUAUAAAAAUGUAGACGUUACCAUUUCUGUAAAAAAAAAUAAUUAAAAAAUGGUGUACAUCA
Messenger RNA from Bombina bombina (fire-bellied toad), 2344 nucleotides. RefSeq names its product gastrula zinc finger protein XlCGF57.1-like. Gene Ontology annotation, biological process: negative regulation of transcription by RNA polymerase II; regulation of cytokine production; regulation of immune system process. The coding region runs from base 247 to 2031 and encodes 594 amino acids. The record is from RefSeq and is a predicted model, not a curated record. NCBI's taxonomy places the organism in Eukaryota, Metazoa, Chordata, Amphibia, Anura, Bombinatoridae. The transcript has 5 exons.